Papilio polytes (common Mormon) is the source of this 2065-nucleotide messenger RNA. Its product is annotated as myrosinase 1-like. NCBI's taxonomy places the organism in Eukaryota, Metazoa, Arthropoda, Insecta, Lepidoptera, Papilionidae. Gene Ontology annotation, biological process: carbohydrate metabolic process. The transcript is spliced from 11 exons. Gene Ontology annotation, molecular function: beta-glucosidase activity. The coding region runs from base 59 to 1696 and encodes 545 amino acids. The record is from RefSeq and is a predicted model, not a curated record.
CGAGUUCACAACGUAAUAUAACAACAAACUUAUUGGUUGGCAUUCAGUGAUUGAAGUGAUGUCGCUGAAAGUGGUAGUUUUUAGAGUGUUGAUCUGCGCGGUAGCAGGGUACGCCUCUCGGAGGUUCCCAGCCGGCUUUAAGUUCGGAGCUGCGACUUCCUCGUAUCAGAUAGAGGGAGCAUGGAACGUGAGUGGCAAAAGCGAAAGUAUAUGGGAUAGAUUGACGCAUUCAAAACCGAGUAUAAUAACAGAUGGCGCCACUGGAGAUGUUGCUUGCAACUCUUAUUACAACUGGGAAGAUGAUAUUAAUAUUGCUGCAGAACUAGGUCUACAUUUCUAUAGGUUUUCCUUAUCAUGGCCCCGCCUGUUACCAACCAGUUUUAUUGACAAGAUCAGUGCAGACGCAAUAAAUUACUACAAUGAAUUGAUUGAUGGCCUAAUAAAAAAAGGUAUUGAACCCGUUGUGACGUUAUACCAUUGGGAUUUACCACAGAGAAUACAGGAUCUAGGCGGUUGGGCAAAUCCAUACAUCACUGACUGGUUUGCGGAUUACGCUAGGGUUGCUUACAAGUUAUUUGGUGAUCGUGUGAAGACCUGGAUAACGGUCAAUGAACCCUUGGUAGCGUGUGAUAUAGCAUAUAAUACCGGUUUCUUUGCCCCGGGUAUAAAAGAUCCGGAAUUUGGCAAUUAUCUCUGUGGUAAAAAUAUGCUGCUUGCUCAUGCUAAAGCCUGGAGGGUUUAUGAUGAAGAGUUCAGAUCUAAAUAUCAUGGCAAAGUCGCUUUAACAAAUCAAAUUUUUUGGCACAUGUCAGAGAAUAAGGAAGAUGAAGAAUUAACAGAAAGAAUCAGACAAUACAUGACGGGAAUGUACUCUCAUCCGAUAUACAGUAAAGAUGGAGGCUGGCCGCCGGAAUUGGAGAAGAUAAUAGCAGAGAACAGCAAGAAGCAAGGAUUUGUACGCUCACGACUGCCGCCAUUCAGUAAGGAAGAGAUCGACCUUAUUAAAGGUACUUAUGAUUACUAUGGGAUGAAUUAUUAUACCUCUCGGAUGGUUCGUAAGGCGAAAGAUGGCGAGAGCUUCGGUAGUUGGCCGCUGCAAGAUGGCGCUGUCGAGCUCGGCGCUGUCAUGACUGUCAAACCUGAUUGGAGGAAGGCAGCAUCCAUGUGGUUAUGGUCGUACGCUCCCGGACUACGUCACAAGUUGGUUUGGUUGAAAAAGACAUACGGCGAUGUCGAGAUCUUGAUACUUGAGAACGGAGUGUCUUCAUUUAGUGGACAAUUAGACGAUGAUUUCAGAGUUAAAUAUUACAAGGAUCAUUUAGAACAGUUAUGGCUGGCUAUAACUGAGGACAAAGUGAACGUAACUGCGUACGCGGCUUGGACAAUGAUUGACAACUUCGAAUGGUGCGAUGGAUACAAUGUCAAAUUCGGCCUGUACGAUGUCGACAUGAACGACCCAAAACGUACUCGAACACCUCGAGCGUCCGCGAAAUACUACUCUAAAGUGAUUAGAAGUCAUUCUUUGGAUGUUGACAAAUACAACCCGAAGGCUGAACUGUAUUCUACUGUUUUGUUUUAUCUACCGUUGCCUAUAAUCCUUACAGCGAUCGCCGCCAUGAUGUUUUCAUGUCCAAGAUGGCGGCCAUCGAAAUCGUUUACGGCACGCCAUCGAAUAUUAAUACCGGAUAUGUUUUAGAAUAUUCUUUUUUUUUCAUACUCAGAGAUAGAAUUAGGAUUUAAAAUUUAUUUCGUUAAAUGUAAUGUAAGAGUCAAAUAAUUUUAAGCUAUUUCGUUACAAGAAAAAUACUAGAUUUGUCAAAGAUUGCUAAUAUUUUAAGAGAAUUCCUAGAGUUUAAUCUAGUCUUAUACUUAUUGGUACUUUUAGGGUCUAUUCCACCACUGGCUGAUACGCUCAGAUAGCUUAAAAAUGACGUCACUGUCAGAUAAGAUAACAAAAUCCGAUAUAUCCACAUAUUUUACACCUUGGAUUGUUUGACAAUUUACAAUUUUUGAGACAGGCCCUUAAUCUGCUAAAACUUUACCAUAAAUUAAUAUAUACUUUUGA